This is a messenger RNA of Closterium sp. Yama58-4, 1107 nucleotides long. The record is from the annotation of a GenBank genome assembly. NCBI's taxonomy places the organism in Eukaryota, Viridiplantae, Streptophyta, Zygnematophyceae, Desmidiales, Closteriaceae.
AUGGUAGAGCACAUGGCAAUGUUCCCCGUCGACACCAUCAAGACGCGCAUGCAAGCGCUCGCCACCACCGGGGCCCCCGUUCCCCCCGUUUCCCCCGUUCCCCCCGCACCCACCGCCGCUUUUUCCGCCCUCCCGUCCGCCUCCCCGUCCGCGCUUUCCUCCUUCUCGUCUCUCUCCGCCUCUAGGGGCGUCCCCGCUGCCACGUCAUGCGCCUUCCAAUCCACGUGUUCUGUCGCGAAUCCAGCAUCAGCAGCAGCGCAGGGCCUGUCGCAUUCGCCCACAAUCAGGAACGCAGUCUCGUCUAUCCUUAAAACGGAAGGCGCAGCAGGCUUAUAUCGGGGAAUAGCAGCUAUGGGCCUAGGGGCUGGUCCUGCACACGCAGUGUAUUUCGCCGUUUACGAAGCGGCGAAAGAGUCGUUACUGAGAAAUAACAGCAGCAGCAGUGUUGGUAGUAGUACGAGUGGGGGUUCCGACGGUUCAGGGUUUACGCCGGCUUUAGGGUUUUCGCUGCCGCCAGCGGUCGCACAUGCGACGGCGGGCGCGCUGGCGACGGUGGCGAGCGACGCGGUGCUGACGCCCAUGGACGUCGUGAAGCAGCGCCUGCAGCUGCGACGCAGCCCCUAUGCUGGCGUCGUGGACUGCUGCCGCAAGAUGCUGCAAGACGAGGGAAUCCGCGCCUUCUACCGCUCCUACCGCACCACGCUAGUCAUGAACGUGCCCUUCACAGCCGUGCACUUUGCCACUUAUGAGGCCAGCAAGGCGGGCCUGGGGCGGGCGCUACCGGGGGAGGCGUUACCUGGGGAGGGCGUGCUGGACGAGGACAGGCUGCUCACUCACGUGCUGGCGGGCGGCGCUGCUGGCGCGCUGGCUAGUGCUGUGACCAACCCGCUUGAUGUGGUGAAGACGAGGCUGCAGUGCCAGGGUGUGUGUGGGGUGAAGCGGUUGCAGAGUGCAUCAGUAACAGCAGCACUGAGAAGCAUAGUGCGGGAGGAGGGGUGGGGUGCGCUGCUGCGGGGCAUGAGGGCACGUGUGCUCUUCCACACGCCUGCUGCCGCCAUCGUUUGGUCCACCUACGAAGCUUCCAAGAAUUUGUUGCGGGACUUGUGA